AUGUUGCGUUUUUCAGUUGCCUGCGCUCUGUUUUUCACCGAGGUCAAGAAUGAAACAUUUCAGAAAGUUUUAUCAGAUGCUAUGAAAUCUCUUUGGAUAAAAUGGGAGCUUCGAGCCAUGGUUGUAGUAAGCCUUUGCGUUCAACUUACACUUGUCAAAUUGGGGAAUCGUCGACAAUACAGUGGCAAAAGAUCAGUGUAUGCAUCAAUCAUUGUAUGGUUAAUGUACUUGUUUGCAGAUUGGAUGGCAACAGUUGCUCUAAGCACCCUCCUUAAAAGCAGCAAGGAACAAUUAACAAGUCCAUUGGUUAUAUUUUGGGCACCUUUCCUACUGUUGCACCUUGGCGGCCCUGAUACAAUCACUGCUUACUCCAUGUCAGAUAAUGAGCUUUGGCUCAGACAUUUCUUCGGCCUAUGUUUCCAAAUUUUCGUUGCUCUUUAUGUCUAUGUCAAGUUCUGGACCAUAGCCAUAACUACUAUCACAUAUAUGGCAAUUCCAAUAUUCAUUGUUGGGAUUAUCAAGUAUGGGGAAAGAGUUUGGAUUCUUUUCAGAGCUAGCCGUGCUCAGCUUCGAAAGUCGGUUUUCAUAACUCCAACCAAUUCAGAGAUAGACGAUGUCCUUUUGGGGUACGAUCCGCAGAGAUUAGGGGUAGUUCAGCUGGAUGAUUAUUUACAAGGCAAAGGAAUUCGUUUGGAAAACAGAUACCUUCAUCGAGCAUCUCUAUCAUUUACGAUGUUCAGGCCUCUAUUUUCAGACAUCAAACUCAGGAUUUACGGACAGUUAAGUGGUAUAUUUACAUUAGAGGAUCAUAUGACUGUGGAAGAGGCCUUCAGAUUGGUAGAUGUUGAACUAGGAUUCUUGUAUGAUUUGCUCUACACCAAGAUUCCUAUUGUUCUAUCUCGAAAUGGUGUGGUUCGACGGUCCAUCUGCUCGUCCUUCCUUUUUUCCAUACUAAUUGCCUUCUCAAUCAUCAUUGGCAAGCCUGGCCACCCAACAGAUGACAUUGCCAAGCAUGACUACUCGAAAGUUGACAUUGCCAUAUCGUAUUUGCUCUUAGUUGGAGCUAUCUUUUUGGAAAUAUAUUCAGCAUUUUUGCAUGUGAGCUCCGACAGGGGAAUUCUGUGGUUGACUCGCCGGGACAACAGGCUACUUAGGGCAAUUGGAUCCAGUUUGGUUUCUGUAACUAAGACCAAAAGUGGGAUAGAAUCAAUGGCACAACACAGCCUAUUAGACUAUUGCGUCAAGGCCAAGUCAACCAAGUUUAUUACUUCGGUUGCAAGCAUAUUUGACACUGAGGACGUGGUGGGCAAGUAUCGACAUACAACUUGGAAAGAUGUGAGUCUUGAUUUGAAGAGCUUCAUCUACACUCAUCUAUUGGAGAAAUGGAAUAAAUAUAAACAGAAAGGUUUUGAUUUCAAAUAUAUGUUACAGUUAUUGAAUGAGAGAGGCCAUGAAGUUCUGGUUGAGAAAGGUCUCGAGGAAGAUUUUGGUUGGAGCAUAGGGGGUGUAGAAUUUACGCACAGUCUCCUCGUUUGGCACGUCGCGACGGAUCUUACUUUUCGCGACGAUCAUCACAAAAAUUUAGUUGGCAAUCUUGGUCCAUACUGCAAAGUUAGCAAGCUUUUAUCUGAUUAUAUGAUGUACCUUCUUUUCAUGAGUCCAUCAAUGCUUCCCGAAGGCAUUAGUCAGAUAAGGCACCGAGAUACUUGCAUAGAAGCAAUGAAUUUCUUUCAUAAGGGAUUAGAACACAAGGAAGUUGUCCAGGCUUUAUUUGAUAUCGAUACAGGAUUUCGAUCAUUUUUUAUAAGGAUGGGAAGUCAAAGGAAGUCCGUAUUCUUCGAAGGAUGUCAGAUUGCUGAUCAAUUGCGGAAACUUGUAACGCAAUACCGAUGGGAUAAUGAAGAAAAAUGGGAAAUGAUUGGUCAUAUAUGGCUUGAAAUGCUUACUUAUGCAGCAAGUCAGUGCACCUGGAGAGAGCAUUCGAAGCAAAUGAAGCAAGGUGCGGAAUUGCUCACUCAUGUUGCCCUUCUCAUGGCACAUCUUGGUUUAAGCAAGAAUAUCUCUAUGGUGGAUCUUCCCUCCGAUCUCCAAGAGGCAAAUUAUCAACCUCGGUGGGAUUGGGACAAACUUGACCGAAUGAAGUAUUACUUGGUUUAAAAUGAAACUAGUUUUUUCCCUUGUUAGAUCAAAAAAUAUUUACUAAAUAAACACGUUUUGCCACGUCAGUUGGUUUGUUAAUGAUUUGUAUCAUCAAAGUCAGUUGUCGUCAGCUUUUUGAUCUUUG
This is a messenger RNA of Durio zibethinus, 2284 nucleotides long. RefSeq lists its product as uncharacterized. The record is from RefSeq and is a predicted model, not a curated record. Lineage: Eukaryota; Viridiplantae; Streptophyta; Magnoliopsida; Malvales; Malvaceae.